GGGGCCGCCGGGAGCGAGCGCGGCCCGGGCCGUGCCCGAAGGAGUUGUGCUGGGUGGAGCUGGGCCGUGAGGGGCCGUGAAGGAGGAACCGUGCCCAAAUGGGCUGUGCAGGGGAUAGCUGUGCCGUGAGGGGCCGUGAAGGAGGAACCGUGCCCAAAUGGGCUGUGCAGGGGAUAGCUGUGCCGUGAGGGGCAGGCCGUGCCGGGGGGAGCCGUGCCCGAAUGACGCUGUUUGUUUUUCCAGAUGCCGAAAGGACUGUUAAUUAUGCAUGAUUGAUGACAUCAGAGAAACUAAAGAAUGCCAACUAAAAGAUCCCAUGGAUUUGUUUCAUUCUGGGCAAGUUGUAAAAAUAUGUGCUCCUAUGGUCCGCUAUUCAAAGUUGGCUUUCAGAACCUUGGUUAGGAAGUACAGCUGUGAUUUGUGUUACACACCAAUGAUAGUGGCAGCUGAUUUUGUGAGAUCUGCAAAAGCCAGAGACAGCGAAUUCACAACAAACAAAGGUGAUCACCCACUGAUUGUUCAGUUUGCUGCUAAAGAAGCACAGGUUUUGUGUGAUGCUGCCCGGAUCAUCUGUCCUUUUGCAGAUGGAAUAGACCUAAACUGUGGCUGUCCUCAGAGAUGGGCGAUUUCAGAAGGUUACGGUGCUUGCUUAAUAAAUAAACCUGAGCUUGUUAAAGAUAUGGUGAGACAUGUACGGAGUCAGAUCGACAACCCUAAAUUUUCAGUAUCUAUUAAAAUAAGGAUCCAUGAGGACUUAAAAAGAACAGUUGACCUGUGUCAAAAAGCUGAAGCAGCUGGAGUUUCAUGGAUUACAGUACAUGGGAGAAGUAUAGAAGAAAGGCAUCAACCUGUACAUUACGAUGCAAUUAAAAUAAUUAAACAAAGCAUGUCUAUACCUAUUGUGGCUAAUGGAGACAUUAAAUCUUUAAAAGAUGCUGAAAAUGUUCAUCACCUGACAGAAGCAGAUGGUGUCAUGGUGGCUAGAGGACUCUUGGCAAAUCCAGCUAUGUUUGCAGGAUAUGAGGAGACACCUUUUCAGUGCAUCCAGGACUGGGUUGACAUUGCUCUUGAGCAUGGAACUCCUUUCACGUGUUUUCACCACCACUUAAUGUACAUGAUGGAGCGCAUCACUUCAAAACAAGAAAAAAAAGUUUUUAAUGUUUUAUCAAGCACCUCAGCAGUACUAGAUUAUCUGAAUGACCAUUAUGGUUUGGGGUAAAUGGAAGUAUGUUAGUCCUGUGUAAACUUGUAUUUUGCAAUUGUCGAUAAACUGUAAAAGUUUUCAUUGAGUUUUUACUUUUUAGUCAUAUUUGUAUAUUGUGUAAGUAUUUUCAACACAGCAAAACAUUAUUAUUUGGAUGAUAUGAUAUGAUAUAUAUGAUUUUUAUGUCUCCAUUUUUCGCUCUAGAGAAUAUUCAAGAUUCUACAAAUGUGUCAUUCUAUUUCCAAUGCACUACUACAGGGAGGAUUGAUUAUUGUAUGGCCCUGGUAAUUUAAUUUUUCACCAGAUAAUUGCUCACAGCAAUAUGAUUACAAAACUAGGGCCUUUCUUAUAUUAAACCUCCUAAAAUCAGGACUAAUUAUAGAUAAUGACAGUAAUUUCAAACCAAAAGAAUACAAAGGGAGCAACUGUAGAAGUUUUUGCUUUAGAUAACAUAAGCUUAAAGCCCAUCAUACAAUCCUUUUUUAAAUUUGAUGUUUCUUUUGCAGCCUAAAACUUUGUAACUUAUAACUUAGAAGAAAUUCCAUGCUUCUUAUAGCGAAAGAAACACAGAAUAGAUAAACAAUUAUGGGAAGAAGGAAGAAGGAAAAUGAAGAGGGAAAGAAUUAGGAAGGAAGAGAUAGUUUAAGUACAAACUUAGCUGAAUCUAAAGAACAAGAUUUUUAAGUUUAAUCUAACUAAAUUCAGUUUUGUUUAUCUACUGUAGAACAAUUGUAUACAAGAUUAAAUCCCUAUCAUCUACCAAGCCAGAACUUUUUAGGUCAAAGAAAAGCUGACAGAUUCUCUCAGUGGGGCUCUUGCAGUCCUUUCUGCCUGCUGGCAUGUUGCUUAUCUAAGCAUGACAGCCACUUGGCUUUGAAUCAUUAUAUAGGGGUGAAAUAGUGAAAAUUAGAACAAGAUAAUAUUACACACCAGCUGCAUUUUUUCUGCAAGGAAAAUUUCACAAAACUGUACAGUACAAUUAUUUGUAAUCAAAUAUUUUUUUCUUUAUAUGUUUACACAGAAAUUCAUACCAAAAAUUGCCGAGUUUUCUGACUGUGAUUGUUCUAUGAAUAUACAUGUGAAUAGUUCAAGGUUUUCUAAAUAAAUUACUUGGUUUUGUA
Messenger RNA from Onychostruthus taczanowskii (white-rumped snowfinch), 2325 nucleotides. It is a transcript of the gene DUS4L, whose product is annotated as dihydrouridine synthase 4 like. The transcript is spliced from 7 exons. Gene Ontology annotation, molecular function: tRNA dihydrouridine synthase activity; flavin adenine dinucleotide binding. Lineage: Eukaryota; Metazoa; Chordata; Aves; Passeriformes; Passeridae. The coding region runs from base 269 to 1219 and encodes 316 amino acids. Gene Ontology annotation, biological process: tRNA processing. The record is from RefSeq and is a predicted model, not a curated record.